Coccidioides immitis RS is the source of this 1937-nucleotide messenger RNA. Its product is annotated as serine/threonine protein kinase. NCBI's taxonomy places the organism in Eukaryota, Fungi, Ascomycota, Eurotiomycetes, Onygenales, Onygenaceae. Gene Ontology annotation, molecular function: protein serine/threonine kinase activity; ATP binding. The transcript is spliced from 6 exons. The record is from RefSeq and is a predicted model, not a curated record. Gene Ontology annotation, cellular component: nucleus. Bases 129 to 1334 code for a protein of 401 amino acids. Gene Ontology annotation, biological process: mitotic DNA damage checkpoint signaling; protein phosphorylation.
UUACAGAAGUUGCAGUUGAGAAAAUGCAUCUUUUAUUCACCUGACUGCUCAAGUCCUGGCUUUCUGUUUAUGACUUUGGACUUUGUAGUUUAAUUUUUGGUUUGUAUGGGCGAAAAUUGCCUGUUCCAAUGGUGCAAACUAUUCUGUUAUCCCGCACACCAUCUCCGCCCCCUCCUAACUACGUUGGCAAUGGAUGGCGCCUUCGAGGGUUGAACGGCUACCACAGUGAGACCAUAGAAAAGUAUGUGCACAAUUUUUGGUGUCCGAUUGUGGUCGGUGAUGUCCUGUGUGGCGAUAACCUGCUGCAACCGGGACAGGAACCAUGUUCAUUCAGAAUACUUGGGAAGCUCGGAUUCGGUGCCUAUUCCACGGUCUGGUUAGGCUGGGAUACGAUUUUUCAUCGUCAUCUUGCCAUCAAGGUUCUGAGCCAUCAGCAUAGUACCCCUGAAAAUACCGAGAUGCACAUACUGCAGAAGCUAGGAAAGCUGAGAGUAGCUUUUUUUCAUGCGCAGAAUAAGCGCCUCUACCUCUGUCUAGGAUUGAACCCCCUCGGCUCGACCUUGAGAAGUAGGGAGUAUUCAGAACUUGACCCGCCAUCUGACUCAACGACCAUCACCACCUUUAUGAGGACACUCUUUAAAAAGGUUGAAGCUCUUCAUCGAAAUGGGAUUUGUCAUGGAGAUCUCAGCGCAGCAAAUGUUGCUUUUGGUGUAAGCCAGAAUGCAUUGACUCCAAGCGCUCUCCAGCGCACCUUCAGCUACGGGCUAAAAGCAUACUUCGUGUAUAUUAAACCAGGAGAGCCGCCGAAACGACCACAAUAUCUGCCCGAAUAUAUCGUUCAAACUAUAAAUACAGCUCUCAUGAGUGAUAUGAAUGAUAUGACCAAAGUUGAAAUACUGGAUUUCGGAAACGCCUUUGAAGGAUGCUCGAGAGAAGGAGCUAAAGGCACAAGGGCUUUCCUUGCGCCUGAAAUGCGCGACAAGACACGCUGUUAUGCGUCGCCCAAGUCCGAUCUGUGGAGUUUGGGCUGUGUCAUUUUCUAUGCUCUAACAGGUGCAGACUUGUUUCCCUCCGAUAAGGACGCGGAAGGUUAUCGAGCAACUGCAAGUGAGGGCCAACUCGAGAAAAUAGAUGCAGCGCUUCGGCGUAAUUACUACCUAAGUUCGCACCCUACUUACCGAAGAAAAGUUACACUGGUCAUUCGCUCUCUGCUUCAAAUCGAUCCGUUCAAGAGGAGCCUGGAGAAGACAAGCAGAUUGAUAGAAAAUCUUGAAAAUGAUUUUCAUACAAACGGCGAAGAAAUCAUACGGUCGUCUCAGAAGAAUCCUAUGUGAAGAAAUACUGAAGUCUCCAGCCCAAUUUUGGCGUCUCUUCGUUAAUAGAGAGCCCAGGUUCCACAGUGUGCGACAUCGUAUCGCCGAGCGUUCUGCUCUUCCCGCCAUGGAGAUGAAGCAUACCUAGUGUCUUCUAGCAUGAACUUCUAGCAAGGACACAAACUAACCUGAAUGGAAAGCAAUCUACAAUUCGGGAGCAGAUAGGCAGACACGUAGAGGACCCAAGCCUCUCAAUCAUCGACAGAGAUUUUAAUAGGGGCCUCUAUAAUAAUGGUGGACGGGAUGUGGAUAAGGCGAUGCAACGACGUCCGUGCUCGUCUGUGUCACUCGGGAACCAAUUCUGGGAAAAUAUAAACUGCAAUUGAUGUCGAAAAGUGAUCAGAUGAUCUUUGUUACAUGUACUUUGCCUUAUCAAUGAGCACCGGCUAUGAUCCGGCCCAUUCAUGCUAUCAUGAUGUUAGUACUGUAGGUACCAACACUCCAAUCAUCAUGAUGGCAAAUUGAGCGAGCUCCAUUUGCUUAAACCGAUAUAUGACAUUUUAGGUUGCAAAAUACUUCCCAAAUAUAUACAUACCCGUUUUCCAUUGAGGGAAUUCACAGAUU